GCAGGGAGCUGCGGGGGGGAGCGAGGGAGUGGGGCCAGAGGAGCGGCGCUCCGGGCCGCGCCGAGCCCGGCGCAGUGCGAGCAUGAGCGGCGGGGAUGGUGCUGGGGGCCGGGCGGGCGCCCUCAGCUACGGCCUCCCCUCCAUCCCCUCCAGCAAACUCCCGGACUUGCGUUUUAUCAGCCGGGGCGCUUACGGGACCGUGUCCGCCGCCCGCCACGCCGACUGGAGGGUCCCGGUGGCCCUCAAAUGCCUGCAGGGGCCGCUGCUAGACAGCGAUAGAAACCACCUUCUAAAAGAAGCAGAGAUAUUACACAAAGCCAGGUUUAGUUAUAUUCUGCCAAUUUUGGGAAUCUGCAACGAGCCUGAAUUUCUGGGGAUAGUAACAGAAUACAUGACCAAUGGGUCAUUAAACCAGCUAUUGCAUGGGAAAGAUGAAUAUCCCAACAUUCCCUGGUGCCUGAGAUUCCGCAUUCUUUAUGAGAUUGCCUUGGGAGUAAACUAUUUGCACAACAUGAAUCCUCCGUUGCUGCACCAUGACUUAAAAACCCAGAACAUUUUGCUGGAUGAUGAGUUUCAUGUCAAGAUUGCAGAUUUUGGCAUGUCCAAAUGGCGUGUCAUAUCCAUGUCCCAGUCCCGGAGUGAGUCCUCCUUGCCGGAAGGAGGGACAAUUAUCUACAUGCCACCUGAGGAUUACAACCCCAGUCAGAAAACCCGGGCAAGUGUGAAACAUGAUAUCUACAGCUAUGCUGUUAUCAUGUGGGAAGUGAUGUCAAGGAAACAGCCAUUUGAAGAAGUUAUAAACCCCUUGCAGAUAAUGUACAGCGUGUCACAAGGACAGCGACUAGACUUGAGUGAGGGAAGUCUAUCAAUGGACAUUCCUCAUCGAGUGCUUAUCAUAAGACUGAUGGAAAGUGGAUGGGCACAAAACCCAGAUGAAAGACCAUCAUUCUUAAAAUGUUUAAUAGACCUGGAGCCAGUUCUGCGAACAUUUGAUGAAAUAGCUAUGCUGGAAGCAGUACUUCUGUUAAAGAGGUCAAAGUCACUGUAUGAAUCACAAAGUAUUUAUAAGAGUGGAAAGAAAGCAGAUGUGGAGCAGAUACCUCUAAAUAUACCUCUGAAUCCUGAAAAGCCAACCUACUCUAGCUCCAUAGAGUGUGAUGCACUUCCCCUUCGGAGCAUCUCUCCAGAUACAUCAAAAUUCAAGUCUCUUCCCCACUGUAAUAUCCUCUCAUCAGAUGGAAAUUCUGGAUGCCUACACUCUCUUAGCAGCCAGAGCAUGGAUGAAAAUCUGUCUGUAACUCAAAGUGCCAAACUCCUUGUGCAUCCAUACAGUGCUGGUGUCUCAUCUGCCAGGAGUAUUUCAGAUGCCUCAAGUUCUUCAUCCCUUGUGCUGCGGUCAUCGCCGAUUCCUUCAGAUUUUGUAUUGGAAACCAUACAAAAGAAUGUAGCUCAUCAGUGGAUCCAAAGUAAAAGAGAAGAAAUUAUUGAUCAGAUGACUGAAGCAUGUUUGAAUCAAUCACUGGAUGCUCUUCUAUCAAGAUUUUUACUCAUGAAAGAAGAUUAUGAACUUAUAAGCACCAAACCUACAAGGACAUCAAAAGUGCGACAAUUGCUUGAUACUUCAGACAGCCAAGGAGAGGAAUUUGCCAGAAUUAUAGUACAGAAGUUGAAAGAUAACAAACAGCUAGGACUUCAGCCUUAUCCAGAUAUUGUAUCUAAUUCUCAAAGACUGCAUUUUUAAAUUUAUUCUUUCUUUGUGAAACCAUGUGAAUAUUUCUUACAACAUGAUUCUUGUUUCUAUAUAGUAUUUUAUUUAUGUGCAGCUUUGUCUUUACUGUGCUUUUGACCCUGAGUUCUUCUAGCCUGCAUUUGGUCAGUGACCAAUUAAUAAUUUGGAGUGCAGUCAUAAAACCAAAUGCUUGACAGUUGCUGACUGAUUUUGUAAAAGUAUUUUGUUUAUACACAACAAAGAAAAACAUUAAAGGUUCAUAAUUUUACAUA
Messenger RNA from Haemorhous mexicanus (house finch), 2001 nucleotides. RefSeq names its product receptor interacting serine/threonine kinase 2 (gene RIPK2). The coding region runs from base 83 to 1741 and encodes 552 amino acids. Gene Ontology annotation, molecular function: JUN kinase kinase kinase activity; ATP binding. The record is from RefSeq and is a predicted model, not a curated record. The transcript has 11 exons. NCBI's taxonomy places the organism in Eukaryota, Metazoa, Chordata, Aves, Passeriformes, Fringillidae. Gene Ontology annotation, biological process: innate immune response; positive regulation of apoptotic process; positive regulation of canonical NF-kappaB signal transduction. Gene Ontology annotation, cellular component: cytoplasm.